AUGAUCUGUUUAGGCGGCCUCGGGUUUGUUUCAGGAAUUUCGGCCGAGUUACAGGAUUUCCCUUCUCGAAGGGAACUCGAGUUGAGUUCCAAAAACCUAAAGACUCCCAAGUUGAGUCCCGCGAAGAAAAAUAAAGAUGUUUCGAAUACACCUCAGGGAGGCAAGGUCGAUCCUACUCCCCUCAAGCGAAAAGCUGUUGAUCUCCCUUCGCCCCCAUCCCGUCGUCCCAUGAUCUUUAAUCGUGCGGCUCACAAUCGUACCUCAAGCUUCAAUACUGAUGAUGGCGACGUGUCCUCUGUUGAGAUCAUCAAUCAGGAAUCAGGUCCGGAAAGUUCCCCCGGUGUGGCCGCUGUCGUCCCGCCCUCUUCGGGGGUCCUGACCCGAUCUAAGUCUAAUAGGGUAGCGCCCGCCAGCUCGCCUCUGAUGUCCAGGGCACUUAAGACCCCGAGCGCGGCGCGCAUUUCAUACCUGACACCGUCGAAAAUGCCUACCAGUCUCCGGUCAUCCAUGACUCCCUCCUCACAGCACCGUUGUCAUCAGUUCGAUGGUGUGCUCAUCCCAUGGCCCGUGAAUCGGGCGCGGUGGUCUGAUAUUGGGAUUCUUGAACGGUUUCGGUCUGAUCUUGCCUUGUUUGUUGAUCGCAUCGAGGCUCGCCUCGAUGUUCUCCGCCCUCCUGUCGAGCUCACCGUGUAUGAUGAAGAGACUGAUUUUUGGGACAAGGAGGCCACGUAG
Molecule: messenger RNA, 732 nt
Organism: Aspergillus clavatus NRRL 1
Lineage: Eukaryota; Fungi; Ascomycota; Eurotiomycetes; Eurotiales; Aspergillaceae
Exons: 2
Coding region: 1-732 (243 amino acids)
Source: RefSeq, a predicted model, not a curated record